Molecule: messenger RNA, 754 nt
Organism: Rubroshorea leprosula
Lineage: Eukaryota; Viridiplantae; Streptophyta; Magnoliopsida; Malvales; Dipterocarpaceae
Source: the annotation of a GenBank genome assembly
AAGUACAGCUACUGGAACUUGUGGAGUUCAAACUGAAGGAAGUGAUUUCCAGGAAGCCUACCUUCCUUGUUACAGUUGUUGGUGUUCCUAAUGUUGGGAAAUCAGCUUUAAUCAACUCAAUUCAUCAAAUUGCAUUGUCCCACUUUCCUGUUAAGCUGUUGGUCUUUCUACUGUCAUUGUCCUAAGAUACCAUUUUUUGAAUACUAAGUCAGUGCGAAUGUGUGUGGAGAUUCGUCAACUACUUACUUGCCAGUGAUUCAGUCCAAACUCAUUGAUCUUGAACAAAUGACAGUCUGGAGUUUUUUACAUGGUAUAGGGGAAGAUGAAGCAAGCCACUGUGGGUCCAUUGCCUGGUGUUGCUCAAGAUAUUCCUAGAUCAAGAUUGCCCAUCAGCCAAGCAUAUAUGUCCUUGAUACACCAGGAAUACUGGUGCCAAGCAAUCCCAACUUAGAGAAAGGGUUAAAACUAGCUCUUGCAGGAUCUUGUAAUGGCAGUCCAGUGUGCACUGUGUGUAACUCAGAAUUCAAUGGCAACGUGGAAGAUGAGAAUGAUUUGGAGUACGUAAUAGAAGAGCAUGAAUUCGAAACGUUACAGAAGGCCCUUGAGGUACCUCAGAAAGCAUCUGAAGUGCGCUUAAUGGUAUCAAAGAAGUUUCUUACAUUGUUCAGGACAGGUAAACUUGGUUCCUUUGUCCUUGAUGAUGUUCCUGAUGCCAAAACCUGUAUCAUGAUGUAACUAAACACCAAUAAGCCCU